CGGUUUUGGAACGGCCUCUCUGCCUCUGGUUGGGCCCGUUGGGUAGGAGCGCCCGGGGAAGGCGGCGAGUGGGGGAGAGGCCGUUAUCCGCCGCUCGCCCCGUGGGUAGGCUGAGCCGUGCGCGGAGCGUGUGCCGGAGCGCUCGGGGUGUGUGCACCGGAAAAUGGCAGGAAAGAAGAAAGAAGUUCAACUACAGGCAGUACUAACCAGUCAAAGUCAAUGGGAUGAAAUGUUGCUGACUAAAGGUGUAACAGUAAUAGACGUUUAUCAGGCGUGGUGUGGGCCUUGCAAAGCUGUGGUAAAUUUAUUCAGAAAACUAAAAAAUGAUCAUGGUGAAGAUGACCUUUUGCAUUUUGCUGUGGCAGAGGCUGACAGCAUUGUGACCCUGCAGACAUUUAGAGACAAAUGUGAACCGGUUUUUCUCUUUUGUGUUGAUGGCAAAAUUAUAGCACUAGUGCGAGGCACAAAUGCACCACUUCUCAGUAAGACAGUAAUAGAGCUAGUAGAAGAAGAGAGGAAAAUUUUAGCCGGGGAAAUAGAACGCCCUCAGGUACAAGAGCUUGUGUUUUUAGAAGAGAAAGCAUCAGAAGAUUAUAUUGAAGAAACCCAACUUGAAGAAGGAGUCAUAUACACUGUUGCAAUUAUAAAACCUGAUGCCAUUGCAGAUGGAAGAGUAGAAGAAAUUAAACAAAAGAUUACAGAAGCGGGCUUUGGCAUUGCGGCAGAAGAGGAGAAGACAUUAACUGAAGAGCAAGUUAGAAAUUUCUACAGUCGCAAUAUAGAACAGCCUGAUUUUGAAGAUUUUGUGACAAUCAUGACUGGUGGACCAUCCCAUAUUCUGAUAGUUUCUAAACCAAAGGAGGUAACUGUUGCUGUUCCACAAUGGAAAGAACUGGGUAAAUCAGAUGAGCAUAUAUCUGCAGAGCCUCAGCCUGAAAAGCCAAACAGCUUGCAAGAAGUUUUGGAAUCCGAGAAUAUGUUAAAUUUAUGUGAUGUGGAAGACAGUGUAGAAGAUGCUAGCAGGCAACUUGCCUUCUUUUUCCCAGAUUUUGGUAAAAAGAAGACUGGCCAAAAUCUUGAAAAAACAUUGGCCUUAAUUAGACCUUCUCUAUUAAAGGAAAGAAAAAAUUCUAUUCUGAAAAGGAUUAAGGAUGAUGGCUUUACAAUAGCAAUGCAAAGGGAAAUAGUUCUGACAGAAGAACAAGCACAUCAGUUUUACAAGGAACAUGAAAAUGAAGAUUUUUUCCCAACCCUUCUAGAACACAUGACAAGUGGUCCAACCCUUGCACUUGGUUUAAUACGAGAAAAUGCUGUACAACGCUGGAGAGAUUUAUUAGGCCCAAAGAGUCUUGAAGAGGCUAAGGAGAAAAGUCCAGCCAGUUUACGUUCAGAGUAUGCAGUAGAGAGUGUACCUCUCAAUCAGCUGCAUGGCAGUGCAUCACCUGGUGAAGCUAAGAAGGAACUAGAGUUCUUCUUCCCUGUGGAACACACUUUGGCAGUUAUCAAACCCACGGCUGUUAAGGAACAUAAAGAUGACAUUUUGCAGAAGGUUACAAAUGCUGGCUUUAUUGUAUCACAGAUGAAAGAAACAAAUUUCACCCAUGAAAUGGCAACACAGUUUUAUAAGACUCAUGAAGGAAAACCCUUUUUUGACCAGUUAGUGAAUUACAUGUCUGAGGGUCCAUCAAUGAUAAUGAUCCUAACUAAAGAAAAUGCUGUGGAGGAGUGGAGGCAAUUAAUGGGUCCAACAGAUCCAGACGAGGCAAAAAAGUCUUCUCCUGAUUCACUUAGAGCUCAAUUUGCACAAGAUAUUUUGCGUAAUGCAGUUCAUGGCUCAUCUAAUAAGGAGCAUGCACUGAAGAGCAUUGAAUAUGUUUUUGGAGAGAUUGAUCUGAAUAGUCUAAGCCACAACUAAAAUCUAUCUGUAACAGUUAAAACGUAAGUCGCUAAAUGGUUAUACAUCUAUCUGUCCACCUGUGUUUUAUGUUAUAUAUAAAAAGCAGUGAUAAAAUAAACUUUUUCUCCCUAAUGAAAUAUUUUGUUACCAAUUAGUUACCAAGUAGUAACACUACUGUAGAAUGUACCAAUUAAUUUACUAACGUGUACUAGAU
This is a messenger RNA of Chelonia mydas (Green sea turtle), 2111 nucleotides long. It is a transcript of the gene NME8, whose product is annotated as NME/NM23 family member 8. The record is from RefSeq and is a predicted model, not a curated record. The coding region runs from base 164 to 1915 and encodes 583 amino acids. NCBI's taxonomy places the organism in Eukaryota, Metazoa, Chordata, Testudines, Cheloniidae. The transcript is spliced from 16 exons.